Cylicocyclus nassatus is the source of this 327-nucleotide messenger RNA. NCBI's taxonomy places the organism in Eukaryota, Metazoa, Nematoda, Chromadorea, Rhabditida, Strongylidae. The record is from the annotation of a GenBank genome assembly.
AUGGCUGUCCAUACUUCUUCAUUAAAUCAUGGUGUGGUUCGGUUGCUUGAUGUUAAAUUUUGUACAAACACGCUAGUAUGGGAGCUAUUUAUGCGAAGAACAGCCAGCCCUAUUCUAAGGCCUACAUCAGCAUCGAGCAGUAUCAGUCUGAUAGAUCACAACGAGCGCAUUCACAAAGCGAAUAUCACUGGAGUGCUGCAGAACAAAAUAUUCGAAACUAUCAUUGACACAGUUAGUUAUUUUGUGCGACAUCAACGAGUUUACCUCAAUUCCCAUUCAGCUUUACAGGGACGCAAAAAGACAGAAGUGCUUUCUUGUGUUCAGUGA